GCCUCUCAGUUCAAUCACCUGUCUCUCUCUCCUCAACUAACAUAGAUUCAACAGGUUCGAGAUGACCGAAAGAUUGGAAGCGGAAGGGAGCAGGAGAGGCAACAACAGUAAGUGGGAUGACAAAUCUGACCACGAUGAUGUAACAAAGAUAUAUGUAAAUUAUUCUCUUAGUGGCAUAGAGUCCAUUCGUUUCGACUAUGUCAAAAGUGGAAAACCAAAGGAUGGACCCUUCCGUGGUCAAUCGUAUAAUACUUACACGCACACGUUUGAGAUUAACCAUCUAAAAUAUGAACAUCUUGAAUCUGUUGAGGGCUACUACACAGAGGACACAGGGAUUGAAGCACUUCAAUUUAAAACCAACUUGCGGAUAUCUGAACCGAUUGGAUAUCAUCAUGAUGGGUGUACCAAAUUUAUACUAGCAGUAGAGGGAAAAAAAAUCAUUGGGUUUCAUGGAUCAAGCUUUGCUUUGAGGGUGGGCUCUCUAGGAGCAUAUUUCACUUGGGAUACUCCUACUAUAAUAAAAGCAGUAGGGGGAAAGGUAGGGACAAAGUGGGAUGAUGGAGUCAACCAGGCCGGUUUUACAAAGAUACAUGUACGUAGUGGUCAAAAGGGCAUACAAUUCAUCAAGUUAGAGUAUGUUGACAAGGAUGGGAAUCUAACAGAUGGGCCAAUCCAUGGUUCUAUCUAUAGAAGAGGUUCCCCACACGUGUUUGAGUUUAAACAUGACGAAGAAUAUCUGGUGUCUGUUGAGGGUUACUACGAGGGCGACGAGGAAUGUGAGGUCAUUCAGGGACUUCAAUUUAGGACUAACAUCAAGACUUCAGAACUUAUGGGAUCCAAUACGGGUAAGAAAUUUAAACUUACAGCCAGUGGAAUGAAGAUUGUUGGGUUUCAUGGAUAUGCCGAGAAGAAUCUAAGCUCUCUUGGAGCAUAUCUCACACCGCUUACUCCAAAAAAGUCGGAAUGCAAAGGCAUUACUGAUGGAAGCAAUGUUUGGAAUUGGGAUGACGGUGCUUUUGAGGGUAUUAGAAAAGUGUCCGUUUUCUUUACAGCUCUUCGUAUAAGGUGUCUCAUGAUUAACUAUGAAGACGCUGGCAAAGUAGUAAAGCGUAGCCAUGGAUUGAACAACAAUGAUCAUCAAGAAGAGAAGUUUGUUGUUGACUAUCCAAAUGAGUUUAUCACGUCUGUGGUGGGGACCAUGAGUUCUAGUUCGGUUAUGCCAUUGAUUUUUAAAACAUCAAAAGGGAGAACCUCUAAACAAUUUGGAGACUAUUCUUUUGAUGAUUCAGUUGAAUUUGUUCUCGAGAGCAAAGGUUGUGCUAUAGUCGGAUUUCAUGGAUGGCAUAACCCUGUGUCUGGGUAUAUGACAGCUCUUGGUGCAUAUUAUUAUCCAAUGCCUCUUCCUCCUGCGGCGGAAAAGCUAGAAGCACAAGGUGGUGCUGGAGGAGCUCCUUGGGACGAUGGCAGUAAUUUCCAAGGUGUUAGAAAGAUAUACAUUGGGACUGGUGAGGUUGGUAUCGUUUCAAUCAAGUUUCUGUAUGAAAAUGACGUUCAUGAGAUAGUAGUGGGAGAUCAUCAUGGGAACAAGAACCUACUUCGACAUGAAGAGUUUGACUUGGACUAUCCGUCUGAAUACCUCACAUCAGUGGAAGGCAGUUAUGAUGUAGUACCUGGAAGUGAAGAAUAUGAAGUUAUAAUCAUGCUCAAGUUCACCACUAACAAGCGAACUUCUCCAUGUUAUGGACUCGAUGAUGACCCAAUCUUCGUGCUCCACAAGGAAGGUCACAAGAUCGUUGGUUUCCAUGGAAAAUCAAGUAACAUGCUUCAUAAACUUGGGAUCCACGUGCUCCCCAUCUCCAACUCCUGAUCAUAUUUAUAUGAUUUAAAACGAACAUUAUCCUCCUCUGUUUUCAAAAACUUUGAUUCGUUUCUCUUCUUUUUUAUUUCCUCUGUUUUGAUUCUCUGUAUCUUGUGAACUUUUGAAUGAUUCCUCUGUUUAAUAAAGUGUAUGGAGUUGGACUGAAGCUCGUUGUGACUUCUCUGUAUUCUUUUUUUUUUUUGUGCACCAAACUUCUCUGUAUUCAAUAGGCUGUUUCAAGAAGCGAGAUUCCAC
This is a messenger RNA of Arabidopsis thaliana (thale cress), 2113 nucleotides long. Its product is annotated as Mannose-binding lectin superfamily protein. The coding region runs from base 62 to 1867 and encodes 601 amino acids. Lineage: Eukaryota; Viridiplantae; Streptophyta; Magnoliopsida; Brassicales; Brassicaceae. Gene Ontology annotation, molecular function: carbohydrate binding. The record is from RefSeq and is marked reviewed. The transcript is spliced from 6 exons.